Durio zibethinus is the source of this 1613-nucleotide messenger RNA. Its product is annotated as endoglucanase 11-like. The record is from RefSeq and is a predicted model, not a curated record. Gene Ontology annotation, molecular function: hydrolase activity, hydrolyzing O-glycosyl compounds. Lineage: Eukaryota; Viridiplantae; Streptophyta; Magnoliopsida; Malvales; Malvaceae. Gene Ontology annotation, biological process: carbohydrate metabolic process.
UCAAAGAGUGAAAAGAAAAAGAAAAAGGUUUGUUUGGGAGGGAAGGGAAAAUGGAGAAGAAAAAGAAGCUAAACCAUCAUCAACAAAACCCCAGAUUUGCCUGGCAUUGUAGCCUUGUUCUCUUCUCCGUAUUCGCCAUUUCCACAACAGCUCAAGCAUUUGAUUAUGCUGAUGCAUUUACGAAGAGCCUUCUUUACUUCGAAUCCCAACGAUCCGGUCGGUUACCUUACAAUCAACGUGUCACUUGGCGUGGCCAUUCUGGCCUCACCGACGGAUUGGAACAAGGAGUGGACUUAGUAGGAGGAUACUAUGAUGCUGGCGAUCAUGUCAAAUUCGGACUCCCAAUGGCUUUCACUGUAACAAUGCUUUCGUGGAGUAUCAUCGAAUUUCGUGAUCAGAUCGCUAAAGCCGGAGAAUUGGAGCAUGCAUUAGAGGCUGUGAAAUGGGGGACCGAUUACUUCAUCAAGGCACACACCAGCCGAAAUGUAUUAUGGGCAGAGGUGGGUGAUGGGGACACUGACCAUUACUGUUGGCAACGCCCGGAGGAUAUGACCACCUCACGCCAAGCCUACAAGAUUGAUGAGAACAAUCCAGGGUCGGAUCUGGCCGGAGAGACGGCGGCUGCAAUGGCGGCAGCAUCAAUUGUGUUCAAGAAAACAAACCCACGUUACUCUCACUUACUCUUGCACCAUGCCCAAGAGCUGUUUGAGUUCGGGGAUAAGUAUAGAGGGAAAUAUGAUGGAAGCGUAGGGGUGGUGAAGGGCUACUAUGCGUCGGUGAGUGGAUACAUGGACGAGUUGUUGUGGGCAGCUUUGUGGUUGCACCAGGCCACCGACAAAGAGGAGUACUUGAAGUAUGUUAUAAACAAGGCUCACUGUUUUGGUGGGAUUGGUUGGGCCAUGACAGAGUUCAGCUGGGAUGUCAAGUACGCUGGGGUUCAAGUUAUCGCAUCGAAGUUGCUGGAGAAACAAAAUCAUAAGCAGCACGCUCAUAUUCUCAAUCAAUACCGAUCAAAAGCCGAGUACUACCUAUGCUCAUGUCUCAACAAAAACAAUGCCAGCAACAACAUUGAUCGUACCCCAGGAGGUCUUCUAUACAUCCGGCGAUGGAACAACAUGCAAUACGUAUCAACAGCAGUAUUCCUUCUCACCCUUUACUCCGACUUCCUUCGGGACUCGAACAAACUCCUCGAAUGCCCUGCCGGAACAGUGGAUCAUGAAGGGAUCCUCAAAUUUGCCAAAUCUCAAGUAGAUUACAUAUUAGGUUCCAAUUCCAUGAACAUGAGUUAUUUAGUGGGUUAUGGUUCAAAAUACCCCACAAGGGUGCACCAUAGGGGGGCCUCAAUAGUGUCAUAUAGAGAGAAUAAGGGGUUCAUUGGGUGCAUCCAAGGUUAUGACAAUUGGUAUAGUCGGCAAGAACCUAACCCUAAUGUCUUGGUGGGGGCACUAGUCGGGGGACCAGAUUGUCAAGAUAAUUUCAUGGAUCAAAGAGAUAAUUAUAUGCUGACUGAGGCCUGCACAUAUAAUACAGCACCAUUAGUUGGGGUUUUCGCUAGGUUCUCACAUUUAGAGGAUAACCAUGAACUAGAAUUGGUUGCUUCUUAUUAGAAACAA